AUGUCCAUGAUUCCAGAACUAAACACCUUCCAUAUCCCACUUGAUCACAUCAAAUUGGCAACCAACAACUUUGCCCAUCACAAUUUACUCGGCCAGGGUGGGUUUGGGCGGGUCUACAAAGGCCAACUAGCCGUUUCCGGUGACCCAGCUUCUACUGUUAAUGUCGCUGUAAAACAGUUAGAUGUGAGGCACGGACAAGGAGAGCGUGAGUUCUUGACGGAAAUCGUCAUGCUUGCUAGUUACAAACAUGAUAACCUCGUCGGUUUCAUUGGGUUCUGCGAUGAAGAUGGCGAGAAAGUCAUUGUUUACAAGCAUGAGGAUCGUGGAAGCCUUGAUAAGUAUCUAGCCGACACGGAACUCACAUGGUUGCAACGUCUUCAAAUAUGUCUUGGUGCGGCUCGUGGACUAGCUUAUCUUCAUGGCGAUGUGGGAUUAGGACACAGGGUGCUACACCGCGACAUAAAAAGCUCUAACAUUUUACUAGAUGCAAAUUGGGAAGCUAAGAUUUCUGAUUUCGGGUUGUCUAAAAUAGGUCCCAUGAAUCAAGAUUACACUUUUCUUGUCACGAAUCCUUGCGGCACAGUCGGCUAUGUUGAUCCACAAUACGUUAACACCGGUAUACUUACAAAAGAAUCUGACGUUUAUUCUUUUGGUGUGGUAUUAUUUGAAGUUCUAUGUGGGAGGCUUGCAGUGAUUCAAGAAUAUGAAGAUGUGCGUAGAUUUCUAUCCAGAUUGGUGAAAACUUAUGAUCCGAUGGAAGUAUCAGACGAAAUCAUCUUCCCGAAUCUACGAGAAGAAAUGAAGCCUGAUUCGUUAGAAGUAUUCUCCAAAAUUGCUUAUCGGUGCCUGGAUGUCGAAAGAAAGCAUCGCCCAACGAUGAGAUUAAUCGUCCAAGAACUAGAAACCGCGUUGCAACUUCAAACCAAUAUCAGAAAGACCAUGUUAUGGGGAUCAAGCGCAGGUGGAUCGCCAUGGUCGUUCCGGCUAGAGAACCAUCAGAAGUUGAAAAAGAUAUUCAUAGAUGUUGAUGCAAAUUUCAUUUAUUCGAUUGCUUUUGCCAUCCAAGAUACGAAUAGUAGUGAUUCAAUGCUUUAUUUUCAACAACAUGGUGGUAGCCAUGGCCCCAGUGGUGAUACCAUUUUUCAGAUCAACUUUGAUAGCGAUGAAGAGAUAACCGGAAUACAAGGAACGUUAAUGGGACUGUAUGGACAUCGUACGCUGAUCUCGUCAUUGUGUUUGUCGACGAACAAAAAGACACAUGGGCCAUUUGGUAAGGAGGGAGGGAGUCGUUUUUCAGAAUCAUGGGAGAAAGGUUGUUUCAAAGGGUUUUAUGGUCGUGCAGGGUAUUACUUGGAUGCUUUAGGUUGUUAUUUGAAAACUAUGCAAUGA
Cynara cardunculus var. scolymus (artichoke) is the source of this 1389-nucleotide messenger RNA. Its product is annotated as putative receptor-like protein kinase At5g39000. The coding region runs from base 1 to 1389 and encodes 462 amino acids. NCBI's taxonomy places the organism in Eukaryota, Viridiplantae, Streptophyta, Magnoliopsida, Asterales, Asteraceae. The record is from RefSeq and is a predicted model, not a curated record. Gene Ontology annotation, molecular function: carbohydrate binding; transmembrane receptor protein tyrosine kinase activity; ATP binding. Gene Ontology annotation, cellular component: plasma membrane; plasmodesma. The transcript has 3 exons. Gene Ontology annotation, biological process: protein autophosphorylation.